AUGCGUCUACUGCAAGCCAUCGUCCGCUCGUCCCUUUUUGCCCCCAACGGCCGCAGUCAUCCUUUUACCCCUCCCCCCUUCCAUCAACUAAAGACUGAUUUCACCGUCGCCCCGGCUGUGAACUACGCACCAACACCACCGCCAGUGACCAUCGCGAGCCUGGAAAUGAGCGGUGAGUUGGCGUAUCGCCCUACUCAGCUGUCCCCUGUCCAGGGUGUGUCUUACUACAGAGCACCUCCUAAUACUUCGGCAGUGCACUGGACGUGCGAGUAUGUACUCUUUCACAUAGCAACCGGCUGCUUAGCCUACCAGCAUUCAGGGUCUGGAGCCAGCAAUUACAUCAGGCGCCGCCUUGCCUAUUGUGUCAUCCGCUUCCUGCACCUUAAUCGUGAUGCUUCCAUCCUCAUUCGCCAGAAGACCCCGGACCACGACCUCCAUCCUCAUGUUGGACACAGGGUUGGCAAGGCUACCUCACAGCAGCGGCAGAAACGGAAACGCCUGGCGGCUUUGGACAGGGCUCCCACGCCCAUGAUCUCCCGAAUCUUGCCCGUCUCGUCAUCCCUUCAGCUUGGGUUCACCGUUCAGGCCACACGGCACACCAAGCUUGCUACUCGGACCUGGUGCUCCCAAGCAACCACGCCCCCGGAGGCAUACACAGCUUAUCCCGUCGACAAACAAGCCAUCAAUGGGGAUGAUACUAUACACAAGACAACAGCAUUCCUUGGUGACCUCGAGAUGGCCUCCCAAUGGCCCGCAUCAGUGACAUGCACAGAAGGUCAAAACGUCAGGGCUGCAGGAAUCACAAGCCCAGCAAUGACCAACCAACGGGGCCGGCCCUGGGCUGAAGACGUGGGAUCGGCUGGGAUCAGCUGGGCUUUGACUAGGGUCCGACAAGGGGGCAUCGGCAGCUCGCAGGGCUUCACCUCCAUCUCCGCCAUCGCGACUGGCCAGAGCUCUCGGCCGCUCUGCCUCAAGUUCUCAACUCUCUCAGCCAAGCCUAGGGCAGUCCCUCGCUUUCCCCCGCCCAUCGGCCCAGUACGUGACCCCGGUCCUGGCCCCGGCUUCUGUCUCGUGCGAUUUGUAUCUGGCUUACAGAGCAUCCUGUUUCGGAAGGCAAGUGGAUACACUACACCAAACCCGGACCAGGCGAUGCACCGAGAUGACGACUGA
Molecule: messenger RNA, 1170 nt
Organism: Colletotrichum costaricense
Lineage: Eukaryota; Fungi; Ascomycota; Sordariomycetes; Glomerellales; Glomerellaceae
Exons: 8
Coding region: 1-1170 (389 amino acids)
Source: RefSeq, a predicted model, not a curated record